AUGACUUCACAGCAAAACAACUCCUUUAAACCCCAGUCACCAGAAAGUGGCCUUGUAUUAGACAACAGGAACUUCCUUCCAAGCCAGGAUACUUCUCUACAGUGGGAAGAAGAUAUCUGUAACUUCUCAACUGCUCAGCUCAACUUUCCCACAAAUGACAAUGGUUACUGUGCAAAGCAGGAACUGCAAGCAAUGUGGAAGUGGUUUAACUCCUGGUUGAAGCCAGAAAAGCGUAGCAAGGAGCAGAUGAUUUCUCAGCUGGUCUUGGCUGAGUUUCUCAAAACUGGACACUACAAGGACAAGUCUGUCUUGAAAGAGAAGUGGGAAUCAAAUGGCAGAAACCUGGGGAGAUUCAUGGAGGAUCUGACUGAUAAGUGCUUGAAGCCUCCCAUCAUGGUUCACACCUCCAUGCAGGGGCAGGAAGCCCUCUUUUCUAAGAACAUGUCUUUAGAAGAAACCAUCAACCUUCUGAAAGAACAGCAAUCAGCAAGAAGUUCAAUACAAGAGAGUACAAGGACACCCUUGCCAAUCCCCCAAGACAUGUUAUUGACAACAGGACAUGAAGACUGGGAAGAUAGCCAAAACAAUGGCUGGAGUAAUAGUGAUGUAAAUGAUGGGGAUAGUAGUCCUGGAAAUGAGAUGGACUCCCUUUCCCUUAUCCAACAAGACCUGAGAGUACAUAAGGUCAUACACCAGGAAAAUAAACCUUUCAAAUGUAGUACAUGUGGAAAGUCUUUCAGCAAUCAAACCAAUCUGAAAGCUCAUGAGAGGAUUCACACAGGAGAGAAGCCCUACACCUGCUCCCUGUGUAACCGUAGCUUCCGCCAGUCAUCCACAUACCACCGUCACCGGAGGAAUUGCCACAAAGCAGACUGA
Molecule: messenger RNA, 876 nt
Organism: Peromyscus eremicus (cactus mouse)
Lineage: Eukaryota; Metazoa; Chordata; Mammalia; Rodentia; Cricetidae
Product: zinc finger and SCAN domain containing protein 4C-like
Exons: 4
Coding region: 1-876 (291 amino acids)
Biological process (GO): regulation of transcription by RNA polymerase II
Molecular function (GO): RNA polymerase II cis-regulatory region sequence-specific DNA binding; DNA-binding transcription factor activity, RNA polymerase II-specific
Source: RefSeq, a predicted model, not a curated record